This is a messenger RNA of Gasterosteus aculeatus aculeatus (three-spined stickleback), 1637 nucleotides long. RefSeq names its product calcium channel, voltage-dependent, gamma subunit 6b (gene cacng6b). The record is from RefSeq and is a predicted model, not a curated record. Gene Ontology annotation, molecular function: calcium channel regulator activity. Gene Ontology annotation, biological process: regulation of calcium ion transmembrane transport via high voltage-gated calcium channel. Gene Ontology annotation, cellular component: L-type voltage-gated calcium channel complex; membrane. Lineage: Eukaryota; Metazoa; Chordata; Actinopteri; Perciformes; Gasterosteidae.
UAAGUUUCCAGCGUCUCUUCCUCCUGAACUGAACAAACACACCAAACAGUCCAGUGAAAUAACCUGGUGGGCUCUGACCCCUCUGAUCAUCCUGUGGUUGAUCUGGAUGUAAUGUGAUAAAGGGGGACUGGACAGAAAACAGACACUGGCGCUCCUGCUCCUUGCCUCCGUCUCCUCCCAUCUCAUAAUUUCCUUACUUCAUCCACCACCUCCCCACCUUGCAGCUCUGUCCACGUCUCUUUCUGUCUAAUAUCACCGUCAUCCUUUGUUCCCCUGACUGUUCCUGCUCAAUUUUUACUGUCCACCACAGGAUAGUUGAAUCUUUUUUUGUUUUGUUAAGACAUCCAAUCCUUCCGUUUAACAUGCACGUCUACUAAACCCACUCUUCCGUCUUUGUGACUAUUAUUUGCUCCUGUAACAUUUAGCCUCGACGCCCUCUUCUUUCCUCUGCGCCUGCGCCGAGCCCGACCGUGAGAUCAGAAUGUGGUCAAACUACUUCGUACAGCCGGACGACGACGGUCGCAUCGGCGUGGCAGGGGUCGCACAAGGUGGGGGUUUGGGUGGGAUGAAAGGCGGGAGGGUACAGCGGAGGAGCCAAAAGAUAAGCGACAGCCUGGAGGGAAAGAUCAAGCUGGCCUUCUUUGUGGCCAUCGUUGGAGUGACCCUGACGGUGCUGGGCGUGGGGACAGAGUUUUGGGUGGAGCUGGCCCAAUCAAAGAACUUCAGCGGAAACCAGACCUGCCAGAUGGCCCAUUACGGCCUGUGGAAGGGCUGCAUCCACACCCUGUGGGUGGCCGACAUAGACCCAGAGAGGACGAGCUGUGGCCCCGCUGAACUACCCGGAGAAACCAACUGCACCUACUUCAAGUUCUUCACCUCUGGGGAGAAUGCAGUCAUAUUCAAGAAGACAACUGACAGGAAGCUGAAUCUAGCAGCAGCCGUCUUGGCCCUGCUGAGUUUGACCAUGAUGGUGAUGGGCUCCAUCUGCAUCGCCAUGUCCCUCAACAAAGGAGUCCUCUUCUUUCUCAAGCCGGCCUCCUUCUGUUUCAUCCUAUCAGGUGUUCUGGUCCUUCUCUCGAUCCUGAUAUUCCACCAGUCUGUGCUGUCCUUGCUGUCCACUGACCACUCUGUACCGCUGCACCACGAGCUGUCAUGGUCCGUGGCCUGCGUGGGCUCAGCGGGAGCCAUCCUCAUUUUCGGAGGUUUCCUCUUCAUAAUCCUCUCCCUUCCUUUCAGCCCCUGGCAAAAAUGUUGGCCUCACAAGAACAACACCACCUAGCAGUUAUAGACGCGGGAUCCUUGAUUUCUUAUUUGAGAGCAAGUGGAAACAAAUGCGUUUCUGGAGGCCGUGACUUUACUUGUACUCUGAGUAUUUACCUUGACAGAGAAGUCAUACAUAAGUCUUAAUAAAAGGUAUGAGGAGAAGUCAGCAAUAUUUAAGUGAGAAAAUGUACUAAAAUUGUUUUAGUGUUUAUUUGUUUUUCGGAAAAUAGAUGGAGGAAGCAACAGAGCAACUGGUGACUAUUGAGUUGUGUUUACUAUACAAGUGUCACAAAUGGGCUUGUUAGUCUGCACCUGUACGUCCUUCUGCUAGAAUUAGUUGAAUAAAUAAAAAUGUAUAAACGCUCAAACACCCA